Molecule: messenger RNA, 3155 nt
Organism: Anopheles merus
Lineage: Eukaryota; Metazoa; Arthropoda; Insecta; Diptera; Culicidae
Product: glycogen phosphorylase
Exons: 5
Coding region: 180-2708 (842 amino acids)
Biological process (GO): glycogen catabolic process
Cellular component (GO): cytoplasm
Molecular function (GO): glycogen phosphorylase activity; pyridoxal phosphate binding
Source: RefSeq, a predicted model, not a curated record
AGAAGUAGCGAAACCAGCCUGAAUCCCAUUUUCUGAACACUAAUCUCGAAGAGUGGUCCGCGGUCGGACUUCCAAUUCCUCUGGUGAUUCGUGUUCGUGUGGAGUGUGUGUGUGUCUCGGCUUCCUAUAACGGUAGCUUGCAAAGAUAUUUCCAAGUCCAAGAUCCAACUUCCUACAAAAUGUCGAAGCCACAAUCGGACGUCGAUAAAAGGAAACAAAUCAGUGUGCGCGGCAUCGCCCAGCUGGAAGAUGUGAACGAGAUCAAGAAGGAUUUCAAUCGGCAUCUUCACUACACGCUGGUAAAGGAUAGAAAUGUAGCCACCGUGCGUGAUUAUUACUUUGCGCUGGCUCACACGGUGAAGGAUCAUCUAGUUUCAAGAUGGAUCAGAACCCAGCAGUACUAUUACGAGAAGGAUCCCAAGCGCGUGUACUAUUUGUCCUUGGAAUACUACAUGGGACGAUCAUUGCAAAACACCAUGAUAAAUCUUGGCAUUCAAACGUCAUGCGAUGAAGCCAUGUAUCAGCUUGGGCUGGACAUUGAGGAACUGGAGGAGCUGGAGGAAGAUGCCGGCCUGGGCAACGGUGGUUUGGGCCGGCUGGCUGCCUGCUUCCUUGAUUCCAUGGCCACGCUUGGAAUGCCCGCCUACGGAUACGGCAUUCGUUAUGAGUAUGGUAUUUUUGCACAAAAGAUUCGCAACGGCGAACAGGUGGAGGAGCCCGACGAUUGGCUGCGCUAUGGCAAUCCGUGGGAAAAGGCUCGCCCCGAGUACAUGAUCCCCAUCCAUUUCUAUGGCCGCGUGAUCGACACACCGGAGGGCAAGAAGUGGGUCGACACACAGACCGUGUUCGCUAUGCCGUACGAUAAUCCGGUGCCUGGGUAUGGAAACAAUGUGGUGAAUACUCUGCGCCUGUGGUCUGCCAAGUCGCCGAUUGAUUUCAACCUGAAGUUCUUCAACGAUGGUGAUUACAUUCAAGCGGUGCUGGAUCGUAACUUGGCAGAAAACAUCUCGCGUGUGCUGUAUCCCAAUGACAACUUCUUCGAGGGCAAGGAAUUGCGCUUGAAGCAGGAAUACUUUAUGUGCGCUGCCACGCUUCAGGACAUUGUGCGUCGCUACAAGGCCUCCAAGUUUGGGUCGCGCGAUGCCGUCCGAACGUCGUUCGAUGACUUCCCCAACAAGGUGGCCAUUCAAUUGAACGAUACGCAUCCCUCGUUGGCAAUUCCGGAGUUGAUGCGCAUUCUGAUUGACGAUGAAAAAUUAAGCUGGGAGAAGGCGUGGGACAUUGUGGUGCGCACUUGCGCCUACACGAAUCACACCGUGCUUCCGGAGGCACUGGAGCGCUGGCCGGUUUCGAUGCUGCAGUCCAUUUUACCACGUCAUUUGGAGAUCAUUUAUCAUAUAAACUUUUUGCAUUUACAAGAAGUUGAAAAACGGUUCCCGGGCGAUUUCGGGCGCAUGCGGGCACUGUCGCUGGUGGAGGAGGAUGGCGAGAAGCGUAUCAACAUGGCAAACCUGUCCAUUGUCGGUUCGCACGCUGUGAAUGGUGUGGCGGCGAUCCAUUCCGAGAUUAUUAAGAAGGACAUCUUCAAAAGCUUCUACGAGAUGACGCCGGAAAAGUUCCAGAACAAAACGAACGGCAUCACGCCGCGACGUUGGCUGCUGCUGUGCAACCCCGGUCUGUCUGAUCUGAUCGCAGAGAAGAUCGGCGACCAGUGGCCGGUACAUCUGGAGCAGCUGCAGCAGCUGAAGAAAUGGGCCAAGGAUCCUACAUUCCAGCGGGCCGUAGCACGUGUGAAGCAGGAGAACAAGCUGAAGCUGGCGCAGCUUUUAGAGCGGGAUUAUGGUGUGAAAGUGAAUCCGGCCUCGAUGUUUGAUAUUCAGGUCAAGCGCAUUCACGAAUACAAACGGCAGUUGCUGAACUGUCUGCACAUCAUCACGCUGUACAAUCGCAUCAAGCGAGAUCCAACGGCCAACUUUACGCCGCGUACGAUCAUGAUUGGCGGCAAGGCGGCCCCCGGCUACUACAUUGCAAAGCAAAUCAUCAAGCUCAUCUGUGCGGUCGGUAAUGUGGUGAACAAUGAUCCGAUCGUUGGCGACAAGCUGAAGGUCAUUUUCCUCGAAAACUAUCGAGUAACGUUGGCCGAAAAGAUUAUGCCGGCUGCCGAUCUUUCCGAGCAGAUUUCUACCGCUGGCACGGAGGCUUCGGGCACGGGCAAUAUGAAAUUCCAGCUCAAUGGUGCCCUUACGAUCGGCACGCUGGAUGGCGCCAACGUAGAGAUGGCCGAGGAGAUGGGCAAUGAGAACAUCUUCAUCUUCGGUAUGACUGUGGAGGAGGUGGAGGAUCUUAAGUGCCGUGGGUACAACGCCUAUGACUACUACAAUUCCAACCCCGAUAUCAAGCAGUGCGUGGAUCAGAUUCAGGGCGGAUUCUUCAGCCCGGGUAAUCCCCAUGAGUUCCAAGAUAUCGCCAAUGUGCUGCUGAAGUAUGACCGUUACUACUUGUUUGCUGAUUUCGAUUCCUACAUUAAAACGCAAGAUCGCGUAUCGGCCGUCUAUCAGGAUCAACCGAAAUGGUUGGAGAUGUCGAUCAACAACAUUGCAACGAGCGGCAAGUUCUCUAGCGAUCGCACCAUCGCCGAAUAUGCGCGACAAAUCUGGGGCAUCGAACCGAGCUGGGAAAAGCUGCCCAACCCGGGCGUUGCAAAGUAGAGCGCUAAAAAGGAAAACGGUAAAAUAGUCAACCAAGUUUGCGCCACUGCCGUUUCACGCACGCUACCAACCAUCGGAUCGGAAUUAUAGAGAAUUAUACUCCCGUAAUGGCUAUCUAAAGAACGUUGCAUAAGUUAGCUUUGCGAUUUGAGCCUGCAAUAUACUCUUUUCUAGGGUGCCAUCAAUAUAACUAACCACCGACACACACAAUAACACUAACACUCAUAUUAUAUUAACAUACACACACACACACAAUGGGGAUUUAGUUAGCUCUUAGUGCAUCAGAAACGUGAAUUGGAUGAUUUUGUUAUUCCUUUUUCUCUUAUAUGUUCAACACACAGUCGAACGUUACGGCACAUGUUAUUUUAUGAAUAAAAUGCUGUUGUUGGUAGUGAAUGUUGGGGGAAGAUUGUUUUGAAAUAAACCAUUAAAAUCGCAUCCAGCAAA